CGGCACGGCAGUGACAGCGGGACUGCGUUCCCGCCAAGAAAGACCCGAAAGGUAAAUAGGGUAAAGCAAUACUCAGAGGAGAAGCUUUGUUAUGUAGGCAGUGAGGCCAGUGGUUUUGUGUUGUUAACAACAACCAAAAAUAAAGUGUGCUGUGACUCUGGGUGUGCUGAAAGUGCGGGCGCGAAUGGAAUGUCCCGCGAGCGGAGGCGGCGCCGAGAGGAAGCAGCUGCAGCUGGUCCCCAUGCUGCCUGGCCAGGGUUUGAUCCUAUGAUGGAGGAAGACAUGGACUGACCCAGGAAACUGAAGCUGGUUGGAUUCAUGAGGGACGUAUAAGGGUAGCUGUGGGUUGUAACCAACACCUCUUUGAUUAUGGCGUGACUAGUUUUGCACUCAGUAGACUAGGGAUUGUGACUGGACUUGUGAAUGGACACUUGUCCACAUGAAUGAGAGCCACAAUAGCUUCCUAACCAUUAUAUAGACCCUGUUUUCAAUUAAAGUCAUCGAGCCAGGUACUUCUCCAUCAGUGCUUAACAUUUGAGGCAUUCUUGAUUCUUAUUUUCAUAAAUCAAGCUCUGGAAAGUUAAAAAAAAAAACCUGAAUGAAAUAGUGUGUCAUGGUGUAAAGAAAACCGUACAGAUGUUACCCUGUGGUGGAUUCUCUUAAUUUUUAUUGUGGUAUAAAUGGAACAGCAGUUGUUCACAGGUACUAAGUGGGCUGUGGGCCAGUACCACUAAAGCUUUCAGUUCCAACCAAAUUAGUUGACUUUUGGUUACUUUUUUUUUCCUAUUAAAAUUUCAUUAUAAGAAAUGCACUGUGAAUUCACCAAAGACUAGUGCCACGCUCGUAAAAAAUCAUUUUUGCCAUGUUAGAAGACGCGUUUUGGGAAGAAGACAUCUGGGAAUAUAAAUCUAAAAGAAAACCCAAACCAGUACAUCCAAAUAGUUGUUCUGAAAAUAUUUCAGAAUCUGUUGAAAAAGCAACAGAUGGAAAAUACCAGUCCAAAGGAAAAGGAAACAAAAAGAGAACUUCAGAAAAUCCUGGCGAGACAAAGGACCAUCCAGUGUGCCUUGCAGAAACAAACAGUCAGAUUUCUGCAGGAUCCAGCCAGAAUUCAAGCUGUAGAGACGACAUUCAGCAGUCUCAGAGCAAAGAGACAACACCAAAAAAGCAAUGUAGAACAAACAGAGGCAAGCAGGCGACCCCAAAGGUGCGCCCGCUUUAUGAUGGACACUGCCCUAGCUGCCAGAUGCCCUUCUCCUCAUUACUAGGUCAGACACCCCGGUGGCAUGUUUUUGAGUGUUUGGAUUCUCCACCCAUCUCGGACACAGAGUGCCCUGACGGCGUGCUGUGUAGCUCCACAAUUCCUUCCCACUAUAAGAAAUACACUCACGUCCUGCUUGCUCAAAGUCGAGAUAGCAAGGAGCCCCUCAGCCCCUCGCAGGCGUUGGCUGGGCGCUUCGCUGCAGCACAGCCAGAUUCUUGUAACCUUGAGGAAAGGCGGUCUGUGCUUCUGAAAACUGAGGACUCAAGAAAAGUGUUAGAAGAUUCUUUGUUGAUGAUACAGUGUCUAAAAACAUCCCAGCCUCCAGCUGAAACCAACAGGAAGAGUGCCUCUUCUCCACGUUCCCAAAAGUCACUGGUUCCACAGCGUGCAGAGUUUGUUAAGAGAGACCAGCUGGUGGGAAGCGGAUCUCCCCUUGCUGAGGUUGCCUUCAACUGCCAAAGCGAGUCAGGGAGUACUGGUUUGCCAUUGCCAGAAAAUGGCUGCGGCGACUUCGAGAUCUCUUACUCUCCGCUGCACAGUGACGAGGAGACUUACAACUGCGACCAAGAGCUGGACGACUCACAGCAGGAGCUGUUUUUCACCCAAAGCUCUAAAGACAGCAGCCUAGAAGAUGUCUCUGCCACGUUCGAAAACCUUCAUGGUCCCUUCCCAGAGGAAGCAGAGGGGAUCCAGCCCACAGCGAAGACCCUGGCCGCUCAGGCUGGGUGUAGUGCGCUGAGUAGAGGCAGUACAGGAAAUGACUCUUUCCAGCUCAUCUCCCGCACCUCGGGUCGGCUUUCCGGAGAGGACCCAUCAGAUACAGAUGCCGCCUUCCUCUUGCUUUCACCUGCGCCGUCGGCAGUGGGAGGCGCUACUCCUAAUUGCCAGACCACCAAGGCAAAGCCAGAAAAAUUCCACUCACUUGCAUCACGUCAUCAGCAACAGAAAACUGAAACGUCGGCCGCCGGCAGUCAUACCUCGCUGCCACUACUUCUAAGUGCCAUGUCAAAGCCACUUGAAAAGGAGGGAGGCGAGCGUCUGCCUUUGCAUCCAACCCAAAGUCAGAGGAGAGGAUUAUGGAGUAAGGGCUCGGGUGCUCCAGGCGCUAACUGUGCCUGCUCGAACACACAGAGGCCCUCUAGCGCGCCCCUUAACAAGUCAUUGAGCACAGCGCCUUCCAGCCCCAAGGGCAGUGCAAGCCAACCUUCUAAGAAAGUAAUGAAGCAAAUGGACAUAGGUGUGUUUUUUGGACUGCCACCCAAAACACAAGACACAUCACCAAGGGAAAGAGCGUCAGAAGGGCCAAAGGCCAGUCCAGUUGUGAGUCCCAGUGAAAAGAGGCCCCGGUUGUGCAAGAGGAAAGCGCAGAGCUCCCUAAGUGACUUAGAAUUUGAUGCAAAGAAUUUAAAUGAGAGCCAGCACUCUAUGGAACUGUCUGGAGAGAGGGCCCAACAUCGAAGAAAGAGACAUAAAAAGUCCAAUUCACCACAGGAAGGAACAUACCAGGGAAGGUCAGGUCACCUCACUAACAAUCCAGAGUUGGGGGCAGUCAGCUUGAGGAGAAGCAAAGCCUUUGCAAGACGGACUCCCAGCAGGACGCAGAGAGGGGCCGUGAACAUUUCCGAGUCCUCUGGUGGAGGGGAAUCGAGGAGAACAUGUCCGUUCUAUAAGAGAAUCCCCGGGACUGGCUUCACCGUGGAUGCUUUUCAGUAUGGCGAGAUCGAAGGCUGCACUGCCUACUUCCUUACACAUUUCCACUCUGAUCAUUAUGCUGGGUUGUCGAAGGACUUCACACGGCCGAUCUAUUGUAGCGAGAUCACUGGCAGUCUGUUGAAGAAGAAGCUUCGUGUGCAGGAACAAUACAUACAUCAGUUGCCGAUGGACACCGAAUGUAUAGUGGACGGUGUGAAGGUUGUUUUGCUGGAUGCCAAUCAUUGACUGGCAACACUUUAUAUUUUAAAAAAAGAACACUUUGUUACUGGUCUUCAAAGAUGAAGUUUUCCAAUUUCCUUAACUUAGGUAAAGUAAAAUCUUAUAUUCUAUUUGGAUACCAGAGGAUUGGCCUGCUGCUCCCACCCUACUUUUAAACUUAAAAAAAAAUAAAUCAUUUAAUUUUAGACUCUAAAGAUUUGGAAGAUUUCUUUUUCCAUUGGUAUGGAUAGCAUUCUCUCUCUCUCUCUCUCUCUCUCUCUCUCUCUCUCUCUCUCUGUAUGUAUGUAUGUAUGUAUGUAUAUAUGUAUGUGUGUCUCUCUGUCUCUAUCUCUGUCUCUCUCUGUCUUUAUCUCUAUCUCUCUGUCUUUAUUUGUCUCUCUGUCUUCCUCGCUCUGUCUAUCUGUCUCUCUCUGUGUCUUUUUGUGUCUGUCCUUCUGUCGUUCUCUCUGUCUCUCUGUCAUUCUCUCUGUCUCUCUGUCUCUGUCUUUCUUGCCCCCUUCUCUACCCACCUCCUUCGUUUUCUUCUUCUUCCCUCUCCCUCUCCAUCCCUUUCCCAUCUGCAUCUCUACCCCGCACUGUAUGGAGCUAUCAAGAUUCAUGUUGCCCAAACACAGCAACCCACUAGGCUUCUUUCUGGGAUGUGAGCCUGUUCUAUAGAGACCAUAAACAUCUUGGAAAAGAACUAAGGCAAAAUCUAGAUUUGCUGAAGUCCAGGCCAAUAUUCUCAUGUUAAGAGUCUUUAAAAAGGGGGUUGGGGAUUUAGCUCAGUGGUAGAGCGCUUGCCUAGCAAGCGCAAGGCCCUGGGUUCGGUCCCCAGCUCCGAAAAAAAGAAAAAAAAAAAAAAAAGAGUCUUUAAAAAGAAAAAAAAAAUGUCUUCCAGCCUUGCUGAUACUUCUUUUUUUUUUUUUUUUUGAUCGCCAGUUUGAGUUCUGAUGUUUUUUAGAGUUGUCCUUACUGCAAUGUUUACCACAGAUCACACAGUUCACAUAAACUAUUCGAUCAAGCUAGGGUCUCAGCCAACUCUGAUCAGACAGAAGUUGUCCUAAGGGCUUAGAAGCCAGGCCAGCCUAUCCUGAAGACGGUACCGUCUUGUAAAUGUGCACCCUGUAGAUGUGAGCUACCUUCCCUGCACACGGGGCCGCCGUUGGAGGCCAUUCUCCUGUUGAUGAUGAGAGAUGUGCUUUGUCUGUUCCCUGCAUGUGCCUCUAAAAUGUUUGUACCCAGCUGUCCAGGUGCUACCAUGAUCCUUUUCCAGCUUCCUAACGGUGCCGUCACACUGCACACUGGAGACUUCCGAGCAGACCCCAGCAUGGAACGCUCUCUCCUUGCCAGCCGCAAAGUCCACACACUGUUCCUAGACACCAC
This is a messenger RNA of Rattus norvegicus (Norway rat), 4561 nucleotides long. NCBI's taxonomy places the organism in Eukaryota, Metazoa, Chordata, Mammalia, Rodentia, Muridae. The record is from RefSeq and is a predicted model, not a curated record.